GGCGGGGCGCGGGGCGGGCGGGCAGGGAUGGAGGCGGCGCCCGGCGGGGGAGGCCUUUAUCAGGGCGGCCCGGCCCAGGCCCGGCCCCGGCCCGCCCGCCCCGGCCCCGCGCCCGCCCGCCGAGCAGCGCCUGAGGCUUAAUGACUCAACUCCUCAGGAGUCUGGCUGCAUCUGUGCAGCUCCCCGCAGUCGCAGCAGCUCCUCCAGCACCAGAACUCAGCUGAGAUAAAAGCGGUGUCACAGCGCACCCCACACUGAUGACAAAGCUCCAUCCAGCCUGGCCUGAGGAUGGAGUCCCUCCCUGAGGCGGUCCUGAUCAGAAUCCUGGCCUCCAUACCUGCAGCGGAUUUGGUGCUGGCGUGCCGCCUGGUCUGCUGCCAGUGGAAGAACCUGGUCGAUGGAGCUGCGCUUUGGAUCCUGAAGUGUCAGCAGGAAGGCCUCACUGGAGCAGAGUCACAGGAGAAUGCAGAGAACUGGCAGAACUUCUACUUCCUGAGUAAAAAAAAGAAGAAUCUCAUCAAGAACCCCUGUGGCGAAGAGGACUUGCAGCACUGGGGAGAGGUAGAGAAUGGAGGUGAUGGCUGGAAAAUUGAAGAGCUCCCUGGAGACUUUGGAAAAGAAUUCCCUAGUGAAGAGGUCCAUAAAUACUUUGUUACAUCUUAUGAGUGGUGUCAAAAGGCUCAGGUCAUUGACCUUAGGGCUGAGGGCUACUGGGAAGAGCUGAUGGAUACAACCCAGCCUAAAGUUGUGGUAAAAGACUGGUAUGCAGGACGCAGUGACGCCGGCUGCCUCUAUGAGCUCUGUGUGAAGCUGCUCUCAGAGAAUGAGGAUGUUCUGGCUGAGUACAAAAGUGAGACUAUUGACAUCCCAGAGGGCAACGAUGCCAACUGGACUGAGAUCUCCCACACCUUUUCCAACUAUGGGCCUGGGGUCCGCUUUGUCCGCUUCGAACACGGUGGCCAGGACACACUAUUCUGGAAGGGAUGGUAUGGCGUACGUGUUACCAACAGCAGCGUGACAGUGGAGCCAUAGCCGUGCUGAACUGGGGCCUGCAUGCUGGAGCUGACUUCCCUCAGGGCAUCCCAUGGCCUUUGGAUGGUUUCUGCAUGGUGCUGCUUCUGGGCUGUAGAGCAUACAACCUUUCUGUGUAUGAAUGGGGCGAGAUGCCAGGAGCCACCACCCGUCUUUCCUCAAGGGGACUACGCAAAGAAUGUGAAUAGAUUUGCAAAUGCACCACAUUAGACUCGGCCUCGCCGCUUUCACUGAUGUUCUCCGUUGGACAUGAGACCACCUAGAAAUUCUGCAGACUUUACUUCUCUCCUAAGUCACUAAUCCCUAGCACCCAGCCCAAGCUAGGCACCCCUCCCACCUGCUUCCCAGACGUGGGCACCUCUUACCUUUAAGCAGUACUGCAGGCAUUAUUUUCUGGAGGUUAAAGAACAGGAAAAAAAAAAAGGGAGGAAAGAAAAGCAUAGGCCUUGUGUCUGAGAGCAUACCAGGGAAACGCAGAGCCCUGUCACAUCUCCGUCAUCAACUGCUCUCAUGACCUGCAGUAAGAACCUUGGCUUCUCCCAUUUAUAAACAAUAGAUGUCAUUGCUUGCCUCACGGGAGCUCUAGCUUGGCUGCCAAGUGCUUAAUUUUUGGUGAUGAUAAUGCAAAGCAAUAGGGAUUGGAUCCUUUUCUCUUACACUGUUCCCAGCAUUCAUUUAUCAAGGGAAGUGCUGGGAGCUGAAACCUCUCUGGUGACGAACUCUGGGGCUUCACUGGGCUCCCUCAGCAGCUGAGAAUAAUAGCUGCGAGAGAGACAAGGACUUUGGGAAAUGGGUUUGAAGCAAAUUAGGGAGGGGGUUCAGGAACAAACUACAAACUCAUUUACCCCUUCCUGGCCUCUGCGUGCUUCAUGCAACAAGCACCCUGGUCACACAGUAUGACUGUGCAGGCAGGAGCUAUUCUUCACAGAAAGUUGCUGUUAGCCCCACUUGACCUCAGUUCUUCCUGCUAUUAAUGGUGUCUGCAAAAAGUACAGGUCUGCCUCCACUCAAUACGCUCACUGGUGAGACAGCACUUCGUACGUACUCCCACUAGUGCCUCUUGAUAUCACUCAGGGCUGUAAGCCACCACCCUGAACAGAGAGACACGCAAGCUUCCCUGAGCCAAGCCUGUCCCUGCUAGGCAGUCCUCUCGGAAGUGCACCUGCUUAACAGAGCUGGGGCUGCCUAGAGAGAUAGGCACUUACAUUUUUGUGUCCAUUUGUCUGUCUUCCCUUCUGGGGCUGCUGGCGCAUACGUACUUGAAUGUCACUUUGCAUCAAAGUGCACCAUUAGAAAGGCAGUGUACUAUUACGUGUCACCGAAGGGGAGAGCUUCCGAGCUGGUCGCUUCGUGCACGCUCUGCUUCAUUGGGCUUUCUGCACUGCUGCGCCUGGACGCCGAGGGCACACUGGCCUUCCAAACCACAGCCGUGCCAAGCCAGAGUCCAGGCAAGCUUAAUAAAGUGACACAAUCGUGUGUGGA
Molecule: messenger RNA, 2514 nt
Organism: Phalacrocorax carbo (great cormorant)
Lineage: Eukaryota; Metazoa; Chordata; Aves; Suliformes; Phalacrocoracidae
Source: RefSeq, a predicted model, not a curated record